GGGAAGUCUCGCGAUGCCGUAGCCCAGUGCUCCCGCUGCGGGAGGCGCAGGCUGUUGCUGUGGUUGCCUCAGUUGCUGCUGCGGCGGCGGCGGCAGCGCUGGUGGAGGUGUCGGCUCUUGGGCGGAUGUUGACAUUGUGUUGUUGUUAUUGCUGACGGUAAUGGCGGCGGCGACGGCCGGGACCCCGUCUCCUCUGUAGCCGACGCCGAGACAGCCCAGAGUGAACUCCGCGGCCUCGGAGCCCGCGGCAGCGACUCCCCUCAGCCUCCGCCGCCUUGCCAGCCCGUAUCCCGGCCUCAGCCCCUGGACAGGCCCCUUCGGGCAGGGGGCCUCGGAGGCUCAGGAUGGCGGAUUUCGACGAGAUCUAUGAGGAGGAGGAGGACGAGGAGCGGGCCUUGGAGGAGCAGCUGCUCAAGUACUCGCCGGACCCGGUGGUGGUCCGCGGCUCCGGUCACGUCACCGUAUUUGGACUGAGCAACAAAUUUGAAUCAGAAUUCCCUUCUUCAUUAACUGGAAAAGUAGCUCCUGAAGAAUUUAAAGCCAGCAUCAACAGAGUUAACAGUUGUCUUAAGAAGAACCUUCCUGUUAAUGUACGUUGGCUACUUUGUGGCUGCCUUUGUUGCUGCUGCACACUAGGUUGCAGUAUGUGGCCAGUUAUUUGCCUCAGUAAAAGAACACGAAGAUCGAUUGAGAAGUUAUUAGAAUGGGAAAACAAUAGGUUAUACCACAAGCUGUGCUUGCACUGGAGACUGAGCAAAAGGAAAUGUGAAACGAAUAACAUGAUGGAAUAUGUCAUCCUCAUAGAAUUUUUACCAAAGACACCGAUUUUUCGACCAGAUUAGCAUUUACCUUAUUUAUAGAGACUUUCCAAGUAUGUUGUCUUUCCAAUGGUGCCUUGCUUGGUGCUCUCCUGGUGGUGACAUAACAUUGGUUCUACAGAAUCGUGUGGUGUUUUUUUCCGUUUUUGUUUUUUUAAAUAACCGCAUGUUCUAAGUGUGCAUUUUUGUCAGACUUCGCAACAGUUAUUUCAUACAGAUGUUUAAUACUUAAGUUAUUGUGCUCUUUUAUGUUAUAUAUUCUGAUUUUCAAGGAUUACUUUUUUGUAUUAUCAAAAAAAUACAUUUGAACUUAGCAUAAAAA
Molecule: messenger RNA, 1140 nt
Organism: Balaenoptera ricei (Rice's whale)
Lineage: Eukaryota; Metazoa; Chordata; Mammalia; Artiodactyla; Balaenopteridae
Gene: CHIC2
Product: cysteine rich hydrophobic domain 2
Exons: 6
Coding region: 345-842 (165 amino acids)
Source: RefSeq, a predicted model, not a curated record